This is a messenger RNA of Aspergillus heteromorphus CBS 117.55, 6494 nucleotides long. RefSeq names its product putative SNF2 family helicase. The record is from RefSeq and is a predicted model, not a curated record. The transcript has 6 exons. Gene Ontology annotation, molecular function: ATP-dependent chromatin remodeler activity; methyltransferase activity; ATP binding. Lineage: Eukaryota; Fungi; Ascomycota; Eurotiomycetes; Eurotiales; Aspergillaceae. Bases 81 to 6494 code for a protein of 2137 amino acids.
UCCAUUGAUGAACAUACCAUCUCUCAAUUCAAAUUCCCUUUCUCAUAUUCACAAUAGUAAGCCUGGAUAGAGCUCCCACCAUGCCUCGAGGAAAGAAGAGGCCGUCCACGGACACCUCGACGCGUCCAUCGAAGCAGAGGCCACGAGGACAACAACAACCCAGCCAACCCUCCCCCACCACCCCCACCACCCCAGACACCAAUGCAGAAAGAUCCCCAGAUACAGAAGCAAUCGACCCCAAUCUCCCCGAAAUGGUCAAAUCGCAACAGCCCACCGGCACCAGAGGGUCUCGCGCACAACUCGCGCUGCAUCUCCCGCCAUUGUCCAACCUUCAAGACAUAUACAAGUCGAUCACGACCGCGGCAUUGGAACUCGACUUUGACAAGGUCAUAGAUCACUUAGGAUCGAGGCCUCUUCGCGUGGUAACGGUCUGUUCCGGGACGGAAAGUCCGUUGUUGGCGUUGGAGAUGGUGCAGACGAAUCUGCGCGAGCAUUUCAAUCGGCAGUUCGAGUUCCGACAUCUCUUCAGCGCGGAGAUAGUCCCUUUCAAGCAGGCGUAUAUCGAGCGGAACUUUCAUCCACCGUUCAUUUUCCGUGAUGUGGCGGAGCUGAAGGAUCGCGUGGCUCAAACCGCAUACGGCUCUCUGGAGAAGAUCCCCAAGAAACCCGACAUCCUAAUCGCCGGGUUCUCGUGCGUAGACUUCUCGAACCUAAACAACCAGCGGAAGACACUGGACCAAAAGGGUGAAUCAGGGGGGACGUUCUGGGGAAUCAUUCGAUAUGCAGCAACCUACAGGCCCCGCUUGGUUGUUCUGGAGAACGUGAAAAAUGCCCCGUGGGAUAAGAUCAAGCAGCACUGGAAGGAAAUCGAUUACUCCGCUGUCUUCCAGGAUGUGGACACAAAGGCAUACUACUUACCGCAGACGCGGGAGCGGGGGUACAUGUUCUGCAUAGACAGGGAAGCGAUGAAGAAACACAACCUCCAUGAUAGCGAUGUGGCGGGAUGGACACAAACUGUCACCAAGUUUAAGCGCCCUGCAAGCUCGCCGGCUGGGAUGUUCUUGAUAGAUGCCGACGAUAGAAGGCUGGAGCAUAUCGAGAAGGACAUGGCAAUGCGUUCGUACUCCACUCGCAAGACAGUUAACUGGGCAAAGUACCAGGUCCGUCAUCAGACCUACCGUCUCAAUAACGCUCUUGGAUACAAACGUCCAAUGAAUAUGAAUUUCUUGCGCAAGCUGGUGGAGGGCUAUGAUAUGAACUUCAAAGAGAGAUGUAUCGAGCUUUCUCAGGGCAUUGACCGUGAAAUCGAUUCGCGUGCAUAUGGAAUCGUGGGCUGCAUCACUCCUUGUGGAAUGCCGUACAUGACAACAAGAGGAGGACCGCUCUGCGGCCUCGAGUCACUCAUUCUACAAGGCUUGCCGCCGGACAGACUUCUGCUGACUCGAGAGACACAGCGUGAGCUGCAAGACCUCGCGGGAAAUGCAAUGAGCUCAACUGUAGUCGGUGUCGCAGUUCUUUCUGCCUUGAUUGUCGGACACAAAGUCCUCGAGAAAGGGGAUCAAUUGCCACCUGAGGAAAGUAUACCUAAGCACAGGGAUGUUCUUCCUCAGAGCGAAUACGCAAUGGUCCCUAGCUCAAUCCAACUCAACCAACUCGGCGAAAUCGAUGUCUCUGAUCUCAAAAAAGAAGCUGCAAGCAGCGCAAGGUAUUGUGAGUGUGAACGGCAGACUGGGGUUCAAACCAAUAUCUCAAAAUGCACCCUGUGUCAUCACACGGCUUGUUCGGAGUGCAGUGGCAAUCCAGCGCAUUCCUACGAACGUUGGAACGACCUAAUUCGUACCAGACCAUUGGAUUUCGUGAGCAAGCUUAGGCACAUCUUGCCAGCCAGAUUAGCGCUCACCGGUCUUUCACGCGAGAGCUAUACAAUUUUGAAGAGCGACGUAUCAGUAAAAUGUUCUCCACACAUGUGGGAAGACUUUUUGGAUGCUAUCUCCCCAGCCAUUGUUGACGAGCUCCGCCUCUUGGACAUCAAACGGAGUGAACUUUGGACCAUUUUGUAUGAAGGCAAAUCCUCCUUUUUGCAGUUGGUGAUCGGCGAUUCCAAGAUCGAGUGGCUUUUAUUCGCAAAAGCGCCCAGCUCCGCACCAGUGCUAUGUCUCGUCCGGGAAAUUCUCUCGAGGCCAAUUGCGCGUAUGACCCCCAAGUCUGGAUCUCUUUUGAACGGUGAAUGGGAGAUCUGCUCUCCUCUGAGCUCCAAGUGCACAUUGACCUUUGCAGGUACCGGGCGUCAAACCGAAUCUUAUGAAGCGAGAUGUGGUCUUCAAACGGAGGAAUUUCUGGACUCCAAAGUUUGGACGCAAAUCCAGGUUCAGGGCUCUGACGACCAAUUGACGGGUUUGGAAGUAGAUAUCUGUGGUACCUAUGAUCUCCUGCCAGAAUGUGGAACGGCGAGUGCUUGUUUGCAUAAGAAGCUAGCCCGAGAAGACGAGCCUCCAGUGUAUCUGUUUCUUGACCCGACCAAGCUCGGGAAACCGCAGAACGACUCUUUUGUUUUUGCUGUGGGGCAUCAACGUAUCCCUGGGUACACGAGAAGAACGACCAUUGCCGAAGUAUCACACGCCUGGCGUUCUUCAUCAGUGACUGAGCACCCGAAGCCUGUUGAUAUCUAUUUCCGCCAAUGGGCCAAGGCUCCAGCUGUCACUUUGGGCCUUCAUGCCACGGAUGCUCUCAUCACGUGUCGUAAUUUGGCUGCAGAUAACAGCAUCGCAGUUCGCCGCUCAGGGUGCCAAAGCGCUAAUGUGACCUUGCUCUCACUCAGGGUCCCAGGAACGAUCAUUGAAGCCGCCUGGGAGAAAGACCUGUGGGAGAUCAUAGACCCAGUAGACUCACCAUCCUCGCUCAAAGACCUUUGUUGGUUAUUGCAAAAGGUAGCAGGCAUUUCGGAGUUUCAGGACUGGAAUGAAGUCGUCGACUACCAGAUCUCAGGUGAGCACGACGGUACUGCGUGCACUGUCUGUGUACCGCCGAAGCCACGACUAUUAUGGGGCCGUAACCGAAGGGGGUGGAUUAAUGCGUAUGAGGACACACAUGACGCUGCUCGCUAUGAACGUCAGGUGAAGGCCAAGCCGCCUCCUUUCUUGAUAUUUCGACGGAUGAAUGAGCAAGGCUUUGCUGAUUUGCGCGUCACACUCAACAUUCAAACUCUCUUUCAUCGGGCAUAUGACAAGUUGGCCGGAUCCAGUGCGACUGGGGGGGCCUCUUUCCAGUGGCGCCUGGUGUCCAACUCAUAUGACACAAGAAAUAUCCUAUUCCCCAAGUUUAAUCUUCUGAGCAACAGAAACGACCCUCAGUCCUGUCAGCCACCAGGAUUCGUCCAAAAGUUACGGCCAGAGCAGCUGCGAUCCUUAUCGUGGAUGAUCGAGCAAGAGCGACCCGACACCCUGCCUUUUUUGGAAGAGGAAAUAGAGGAGGCCCUCCUUCCGUCAUUGAUGUGGCGUGCAGAAGGACGAGUCGCCCUUCCAAAGACAGUCCAUGGAGGUAUUUUAGCAGACGAUGUUGGAUAUGGAAAAACCGCCAUCAUGUUGGGUUUGAUGGACAUGCUGCACGAACACAAUCAACUGUCAGUGCCAGAGGCUAUUGGAGGCUUUAUACCCGCAAAGGCCACUCUCAUUGUGGUGCCCCACAUCAUGCUACAGCAAUGGCAGGCGGAGAUUAACAAAUUCCUGGGAGCCAAAUACUCUGUUUUGGUGUUUUCAUCCGCAUUAUCGUUCAGGAAGGUUUCGAUUGGUGACGUUCUGAAUAGCAAUAUUGUACUGGUCUCUUGGUCGGUUUUCAAUAAUCCAGGAUAUUAUGAAAAACUGCAGAAGCUCACCGGCACUCCCCGGGCUCCAAAAACGGCGGGACGCAAUUUUGACGCUUGGUUCAGUGAGGCACAAGCCUCACUCAAAGAGCAGGUUCAAAUUUUGAUGAGCCAGGGUCCGAAUGCUUUGCUCAGUUCAAUAUGCGCCAAGCGACAGACGAUCAAAGAUUCGCAGGCUAACUUCACAUAUGUCCCAUCCAAGCGCCUGAGAGGUAAGCAGUACGCUAAUGGUAACAACACUUGGCAAUCUGUAGUGGGUGAGGUACAAUAUGCCGAGAUAUCCAGCGCGGACGAAGGGCCUGAGCCAGACUAUGAUCAAGAUACCGACGCCUUAAGGGCCAAGACGGAUCAAUGCCUCAGACUUCGACCAGAAAGACCUGUUGCCGAGGAAAAGGGGCCGAGUCCGGGUGCUGGGACAGAAUCAGACAUUGACUCUCAGCCUGAGAACUCGUCGACUGAAAUAAAACCAGGCCAGCAAGGCCCAUACAGCGGUCAAAAAAGAAAUAGACAGAACAAUUCGGCGGCCUGUAAGAAGUAUGAAAAGCGCUGGGACGAUCGGAAAGAGUUCAAUAUCGACGAACGCGAGGGUCAGGAUUGGAGAAGAGUCAAAACCCCUUUAUUGCAUGCUUUCUCAUUCAAUCGUCUCGUCAUCGACGAGUUCACGUAUGCAAAUCCCGAGAGACUCGCCCCCCUCGUUGCCCUCAAAGCUCGGUCGAAAUGGGUUCUUUCUGGGACUCCGCCAUUGAACGAUUUCGCUGAUGUCAAGACUAUUGCACCAUUUCUCGGGGUUCAUCUGGGAGUCGACGAUGACGAUAUCCAGUCUCAAAACAAACGUCUUAAAUUUCUCUGCAUACAGCGAUCUGCCGCGGAGAAGUUCCAGUCAUUCCGGCCUCCUCGUAGUGAGGCGUGGCACCAGCAUCGACACGAGAUCGCCCAAAGGUUUUUGGACCGCUUUGCUCGCAAGAAUGUCGCUGAGAUUGAUGAAAUCCCAUUUUCUGAGCACAUCAUUCUGAUCCGCCCUUCGCCAGCCGAGCGGGCAAUCUACCUUGAGCUGUACAAGCAACUGAUGACGUACAACCGUAAGCUUCGUCGUAGCGGCAAGGGACGAUUCAGCAGUGAUCAAGUGGAGCGAGUAGACAAGAUCAUUGGCAGCAGUACGACAGCCGAAGAGGCGCUGCUCAAGCGCUGCUCGUCCCUUGCCCUCCAGGGACGUUGGGACAAGGAUGGUAAACCAGAAAUAACAACCUGCACAUCGCUCAUCGCGAUCCGGGAGAAACAGCUUGCCGAUCUCAAGGAUGACAUGGUGAUGAAGCUGAAGCUAGCAGCAUGGAUCUACUGCGGCCGCGAUCUCAAAUAUGAAAGUUUCCACAAGUUCAUUGAGAGCGUAAUCCGAGACGACUUUGGAGACAUGACCGUUACUCAAGAAGUCUACCCUCUUCUUAAAACGGCCAUCCUGCGCUCCAAGAGCGAUGACUGGAAGUAUUUCUUUGCCGCCACCGAAAUUGUAUCGUCAGAUCUCGAAGGAAGAGUGCCGGAUGCAGAUUCUGAAAAAGAAAACGAGGAUAUUGGCGCUCCUGAAUCCUCAGAGGACGAAGACUCGACACCUUCCUCCGCGAAGAUGGCAAAGUUAUCAGUCGAUAAAGCUUCCCAGUUCAAAGCCAAGAGGAGUAAAUCUACCGGCAAAAGCAGCGGCAAGGAUGACGAUGCAGUGCUUCCCAAAAGGCCCGCUCAUGUGCGAGAGUUCGAGCCAGUGCUGCGGGAGGUCACCACGACAGUCCGCAAUCUCGUCGUGGAAUGGGUCCUGCGCGAAAGGGCGCUGCGGUUCCUGAGAACCAUCCAUCUUGUGCAAACUGGCAGCGGAAUCAUCCAAUGCCAUAGCUGCUUGAGCCAGGUGGAGAAACUCGAGAAUAUGAGCAUUCUGGGUUCAUGUGGCCACGCACUCUGCUCAACAUGCAUCUCACAAACAACGCAGACAGAAGAAUGCUGUGUCGACGGAUGCCGUGGCUCCGGCAAGCGAUUCAAUAUCAUCAAGGCAACGACUCUCGGACGAGACGAAGAGGACAGAAGCACAGAAUACGGCGGCAGCAAGAUGGACAAACUGGUCGAAGUCAUCCGCAACAUGCCCAGCGGCGAGCGAGCACUGCUCUUCAUCCAGUUCCCUGAGCUAAUGGAAGUCGCUUCCAAAGCACUGAGUCUCGCCAAGAUCAAGCACACUGCCAUCUCGGCCACGGACCGCAGGUCAGCGCAGGAGAUCGAGCGGAUUCAGAAGACCCGAUUCGGGGAAGAUAAAGUGUUGAUCUUGAACCUGGGAGGCGAGACAGCAGCUGGAUUGAACCUGCAGAGCGCCAACCACGUUAUCUUCCUCUCGCCUUUGCUCUCGCAGACCCAGUACGACUAUGACUCCCUGAUGACCCAAGCCAUGGGCCGGUGUCGACGAUACGGACAGACCCGACACGUCCACAUCUACCACCUCCUGACCAAAUGGACCGUUGACGUGAACAUCUUCCAGGACCGUCGCGAGCAGGUUCUGGUCGAGAGAGACGGACUGCCCGUGCUGGUGUCCCGAGAUGAAGCCGUUGAGACCGAUUCCAUCAGCUGUGAGGGGCCGUCAUUGGUCGUAGACAACGCUUUCUGA